Messenger RNA from Trypanosoma theileri, 2154 nucleotides. Its product is annotated as flagellar attachment zone protein. The transcript has a single exon. The annotation marks the transcript as partial. The record is from RefSeq and is a predicted model, not a curated record. Lineage: Eukaryota; Euglenozoa; Kinetoplastea; Trypanosomatida; Trypanosomatidae.
AUGACGUCAUUAUACAAGAAUGAAUGUAAACUUUUCCCCAAAGGGGCUGUUGUAGCGUAUGAACGGUUGGAUCGUGAAAACGCCAGUGGGUGGAGUUGGACUCUUGGUACAAUACAACAGCACAAGGAAAAUGAACACACUUGUGUGGUCCGCUCUUGGCAACCCGAGUCAUGGAACGUUGCAGGGAGUGGUAGUAGUAGUAGUAGUCAGAGGAAUAAUAAUAAUAAUAACAACGUCAUUCAAGCUAUUCUAGAGGAACUAAAUCGUGUGAACAGUCGCAUGAAAGCAGCCCAAUAUCGUUUGUUGGACGCGGAAGAAGAUACGAGUAAGCGGAGCCAAUCUCCUCCUACUCAUAUUAGCAGUGAUAAAAGUUAUAAAAGUAGGAAAAGCAGUGUUUCAGAGUCAUGGUUACACCCUGGCCGUGGUCUCACAGAUGAAAUAAGCAAAUGCUUACGUGAAUUAAAAGAAUGCCGUUCCAAAACAAAAGACCUUAAUGACGAACUCCAGCGACUAAGAAAUUCAUCCUCUGGAAAUCCUACUGUUACAUUUUUUAAGCGGUGUGGUAAUUCGGAAGAGACUAUUCUUGCUUCAUCUUUAAUAAAGAUUCUACCUGUAGAUACGAAUACAUCCGUUUGCGUCAUGACAGCAACAGAAGCAGCCUCCAUUGAUGAGGAAGCUCAACCUCUUCGUGCAGAAUUACUACAGCAACUUGAUCGCUCCAGUGAGGAAUUUCUUGGUGCGGUGGCAGAACUACGUUCUCUGCAAGCGUUUAGCGAUGAACUUGAGUCUCGAAUGGAAUUGUGUCAAGAUGUUAUGAUUAAACUCGCCAAAGCGUCUAGUAAAUCUGAGACGCCACAUUCACCAAAGAGUGUGACUCUGUCGGAAGUGAGGCAGCUGCGGGAUGAAGUGAUGGGAAUGGCACAUUGGAAUUGGCACCACGAUCAACAACAACAACAACAUCAAUCAAGUAAGGGUGUCAAGACGAGGCAUAAGACAUGCUUCACCUGGCCUAUGGCAGAUAUGCUCAUCAACAAUAAGCCAGAGGAGCUGCUUUCAACAUUCACAAUAGAUGUAGCCCAAUGUCUAAACGCUCCGCUGGAUUGUGUGAGUAACGUAUGCUUUGAAGUCGCACAAACAGGGCUUGUAGUAACUUUUGACGUUUACCAUCCGAACCAUAUAACGAAAAGCGAGGUGGAUGCACGUCUAUCUGCUUACCCCUUCUUACUACUAGAAAACUUAUAUCGCAGUGCUGAAGAACCAAAAAAAGGACUCGAUCUAGCAAUUGAAGAAGUUUGUCGUGCAUUGGGUAUCGACGAGAGAAAGUACAGUGGUAUGCGAUUCAAGGAGUUUAUUGAACAGCUUUCGGCAUUAAGCUCAUCAUCUGACAAAGAUGCAUAUGAGAGUGAAAUUGGCGAUAUGCUCAUGCUCAUCGACAAAAUGCACAGCGAAAAUCGCUCCCUCCAAUAUACACUCGCAAAAUCAACUGAAGAAUUCAGAAAGCAAACUGCUGAAACUCAGCGAGAAAGGGAAUACCUUAAAAUGAAGAAUGCUGACCUCAACGAAGAAAUUGAGCGCCUCAACAACGUCAACGCCAAACUACGAGAAUUAGCAGACCGACUUGAAGGAGACCUUCAGUCAUUUAACCUGCAACACGCUAAUAUUGAACGAAUACGUGCACAGCGUAACCUCAACAAAAACGAAUCAGAUGAUGGAAGCCUCUACUGCAUCACACUUCAGGAAUAUAGCGAUGAAAAAGAACGUGCGCAGAACCUACAAAAUGAGCUAAACGAAGCGAAACGCAACUAUGACGAACUCAAGCAGAUACUAAAUGAUAAAGAAGCUAAGGAAAUUCAAACAAAUAAUGAACAAAGAAACAGAGAAACAGACGCUAACAAUGCAAUACACGAACUCCAACAACAAAACAAUGACCUACUUCAGAAACUAGAAGAAGCUAUGGAAGAAACAAAUAGAAUGGACUCGGAACUAAAAGAGUUCCGCCGUAAGCGCUGUGAGGCUCUGGAGUUGCGUGAACACGACGGCCAGCUGGAGGUGCCCACCACGUUCUUGCCACCUGCACAGGGUGCGGAAUGUCCUGUGGACCCCGAGGUUAUCGCAGGUGAACCGCUAUAUUGCGUCACAAUGGACGAGCUUAAC